AUGUCGAAUAUACCGUCUUCGGCAUCCAGGCGGCCAAGAAUCCAGCAACGAACCGAGUCGCUUCUUCCACCACACCAAUCCAAGUCCAUCACCAGCGUCCCAGUUACUCCAGGCAUUUCUCAGGGCACAUAUAUCAAUGGGGUACCAGGGUUGAGAAGUCCCGAGUCUGCAAGACAGGAGUAUUUCCCUCGUCAUCACGCUCCUGGUUCAGCACAGUCUCGGACAUCUGGUACGAAGGUGAAGCCGCUAGCCUUGAGCCCGCCAACUUGGGAAGGCUCUGAUUUAAGCGGAAAUGUGCUCUCUGCCACUUUCACUCUGCCCCAGGCGAUACAGUAUAGCCAGGGAGGAAAAUGGAAAGUAUCGCAGCAGUCAUAUCAUUGCUCCGCCCAUCUAGAUUCGCUCGCCUAUCUUUCCUCCGACCGCUGUUGCUGGAACCACACGGUCAUCGCCUGGACGGGAGAGAUAUCCUGCACUUUGGCCGAUGAAACACCCCAAGCUACGAUUCCGAUGCCAACGACGGCCACGCAGUGUGAGCAGCCACAAAUCGACGACGAAGCAGCCUCAAAGGACAUCUUCAUCGCCAACAGGGACAAGGCAAAGCUUGAAGAAUUGCUGUACUGCAAUCCCAUACGAACCCUGCCAGUCUGGCUUGCCGAUGAACGCGACGAUACGGCUGAUGGAAUCCGGCUGAAGCAGCAGUCGCGAUGGAGGCGCUACGCAGAACACGAUGUCUGCGCAUUGUUCCAUUACAAGCAACACCCCCCGACGGAUGGCCGCAAAGCAGACGGUCGAUGGGAUGAUUACUGCCGGGUGAAUGAGGUGUACGCGGACAGAAUCAGCAAAGUCUAUCAGAAAGGAGACAUUGUCGUGGUGCACGAUCACUACUUGAUGCUUCUGCCAGAAAUCCUUCGCCGGCGCCAUCCAGACAUGCACAUUGUCUUUUACCUAGAAUCCCCCUUUCCCACCAGCGAACUUGUGCGGUGUCUGCACCGACGAGAGGAAAUCUUGAACGGCGUUCUUGGAUCGGACCUUGUUUGUUUCCAGGCCUUUCACUACGCGCAGCAUCUUGCCAACUCGUGCGAGAGAAUCCUCGGCUGUUCUGCAAGCAGUGAAUGGGUAAAAACCACCAGGGGACGAGUCCACAUGAGCGUUAAUCCGCUGGGAAUCAACGUCUCCAAAAUCACUUCCCUGGCUUUCUCAGAAUCGGUUGACAAAAAGUACAAGGAGCUGCGCAAGCUGUUCGAGGGAACAAAGGUUGUCAUUGGCUGCGACCCAAUGGACCGCAUGGGGGGCGUCCACAAGAAGCUUGAAGCAUUCCAAUGCUUCUUGGAGCGCCAUCCAGAGUGGCAAGGGAAAGUUGUCUUGCUGCAAGUCACGGGCCCUGCAAUACUGGAAGACGACGACGGUGAAAGCAUUGCAUACGCCCGCAAGGUCAACGAGCUCGUCGACUUGAUCAACCAAGACUACGGCUCGCUGGAAUAUGCUCCAGUCCAGCUACACAACCAGAAGCUCUCGCAAGAUGAGUAUUUUGCCCUCUUGCGGCGUGGAGACGUCGCCAUCAACACAUGCGUGCGAGAAGGCAUGAGCACCACGAGCCUGGAGUACAUUGCCUGCCAGCGGGACAGCCACGGGCCGCUCAUCAUCUCCGAGUUCAGUGGAACGGCGAGCAACUUAAAAGAGGCAGUUCAGAUCAAUCCGUGGGACAUUGUACAGGUGGCGGAUCAGAUCAACAAUGCGUUGACUAUGACGCCAGAGAGACGGAGUCGGAUGCACAAGGCGCUGUAUAAGCGUGUUGUUGGGGACAAUGUGGAGCUUUGCGUCAAUGGCAUGAUUUCACGGCUGAAGAAGGUGUUGGCAGCGUGA
Trichoderma atroviride IMI 206040 is the source of this 1863-nucleotide messenger RNA. RefSeq lists its product as uncharacterized. NCBI's taxonomy places the organism in Eukaryota, Fungi, Ascomycota, Sordariomycetes, Hypocreales, Hypocreaceae. Gene Ontology annotation, cellular component: cytosol; alpha,alpha-trehalose-phosphate synthase complex (UDP-forming). The record is from RefSeq and is a predicted model, not a curated record. Gene Ontology annotation, biological process: fungal-type cell wall organization; trehalose biosynthetic process; cellular response to heat. Gene Ontology annotation, molecular function: trehalose-phosphatase activity.